AUGUCACGCACUUGGUCUUGGGAGAGAGGCGGCAACAAGUUUACCUCGUCGGUGGUUUCACUGUCAGAUGCCAUAGUCACAAUAUACUCAUCAUCUUUGUCAUCACUGUCAUCAGGUUCAAGUUAUUUUAUAUUACAAGGUGAUGAUGUGAGGCAUCUUGUCUUUGGGGCAGAUUUUCAAGAUCUGAGUGAAGUAAUGAAAGUUUUCAAAUCUUCAUUAAUAUGCCCUUUGAUCUUUCUAGUGUUGUUCAUCAAUUUUUCCCUUGUUUUUUUCACUCCUUCAAAUGAUGAUCAUAUCAAAGUCAACCAUGUAAGUGUGAUAUCAUCUUCAUCACCACAAGGGAAAUCACCUCAUGAGCUUCAAUUGACAUCUUCAAUUAAUGGUAGCUACAAUAAUGCUACAAUUCAAGCAUGGAUUAAGUUUGGCCAUGGUAGAAAAAAUAUGACUAGUUUGGAGAGGAUUGAAGAAGGUUUAGCACAUGCACGAGCAUUGAUUCAGAAAGCAAUUCGAUCCAAGAAGUACACAAUCACCAUGAAGCAGAGUUUUGUUCCAAAAGGAUCCAUCUACUUGAAUCCACAUGCUUUUCACCAGAGCCACAUGGAGAUGGUGAAAAGAUUCAAAGUAUGGGUGUAUAAAGAAGGAGAGCAGCCAUUGGUACAUGAUGGGCCUAUAAACAACAAAUAUUCCAUAGAAGGCCAAUUCAUUGAUGAAAUGGACACAAGUAACAAAAGCCCAUUUAAGGCUACCUAUCCUGAACAGGCCCAUGUUUUCUUUCUUCCCUUCAGUGUGUCUAAGGUCAUUCGUUAUAUUUACAAGCCUAGAAGAUCAAGAUCAGAUUAUGAUCCUCACCGUUUACAGGUUUUGGUUGAAGAUUAUGUUAACAUUAUUGCUAACAAGUAUCCUUAUUGGAAUAGAAGUCAAGGUGCUGAUCAUUUUCUGCUUUCAUGCCAUGAUUGGGGACCAAGAGUUUCUUAUGCCAAUCCAAAACUCUUCAAAUACUUCAUCAGAGCACUAUGUAAUGCAAACAUUUCAGAAGGAUUUUGGCCUAAUAGAGAUGUGUCUAUCCCUCAAUUGAAUUUGCCUGUUGGAAAGCUUAGUCCACCAAACACAUCCCAACAUCCAAAUAAUAGAACAAUAUUAGCUUUUUUUGCUGGUGGGGCCCAUGGUAAGAUUAGAAAAAAAUUACUCAAGCAAUGGAAGGACAAAGAUAAAGAAGUUCAAGUUCAUGAAUACCUUCCAAAAGGUCAAGAUUAUACAAAGUUGAUGGGCCUAAGCAAAUUUUGUUUAUGCCCUAGUGGACAUGAAGUGGCAAGUCCAAGGGUGGUGGAAGCAAUUUAUGCAGGGUGUGUUCCUGUGAUAAUUUGUGACAAUUAUUCUUUACCUUUUAGUGAUGUGCUUAAUUGGAGUCAAUUUUCUAUGGAAAUUCCAGUUGAUAGAAUACCAGAAAUUAAAACUAUUUUACAAAGUGUUACAAAAGCUAAGUACAUGGUGUUGUAUACAAAUGUGAAACGUGUACGAAAGCAUUUUGAGAUUAAUAGGCCUGCAAAACCAUUUGAUUUGAUACAUAUGGUACUUCACUCUGUUUGGCUCAGACGAAUAAAUUUCAAGUUAAUAACAACACCAUAAA
Molecule: messenger RNA, 1627 nt
Organism: Trifolium pratense (red clover)
Lineage: Eukaryota; Viridiplantae; Streptophyta; Magnoliopsida; Fabales; Fabaceae
Product: probable glycosyltransferase At5g20260
Exons: 6
Coding region: 1-1626 (541 amino acids)
Molecular function (GO): glycosyltransferase activity
Source: RefSeq, a predicted model, not a curated record